Fusarium mangiferae is the source of this 1686-nucleotide messenger RNA. RefSeq lists its product as uncharacterized. Lineage: Eukaryota; Fungi; Ascomycota; Sordariomycetes; Hypocreales; Nectriaceae. The record is from RefSeq and is a predicted model, not a curated record. Bases 1 to 1686 code for a protein of 561 amino acids. The transcript has 3 exons.
AUGGGUUCCAUUGCCGACAAGCUGCUACGAAUUGCCUCAGCCUCUGGCUCAGUUACCGACCGGCGCCACGCGCUGGCUGACCUAGCCGAAAAUGAGGACGUUGACUUUAUCGUUGGCGAUUGGCUUUCAGAGUACAACAUGACCACAAGAGGGGGAGGCAAGGUUGACGGUGCAGGUUCUACAGAUGAAUUUGAGCUUUCGUUUCUCGAGGCUCUGGAUCCCGCACUGCCUCAUUUGGCGUCAAGCAAGGCCAGACUUGUGGUCAAUGCUGGUGCCAGCGACACCAAGAAACUUCACGACGUUGUUGUAGAGAAGAUUGCCGGCGCCGGUCUGAGUCUCAAGGUUGCUUGGAUUGGCGGAGACGAGGUCUUUGACGUUGUCAAGAAGGCCAUUGGCAGGGGCGAUGCUUUCAAGAGUCUCACACAUGGAGGAAAUCUCUCGGACUGGGGCUUGGAACCCAUAUAUGCUCAGUGUUAUCUCGGUGGCUGGGGCAUUGUCGAGGCUCUCAAGCAUGGAGCCGACAUUGUCCUCUGCGGCCGGGUUGCGGAUGCCUCGCCCACUAUCGGAUGCGCAGCCUACCAUUUUGGCUGGAAAAGAGAAGAUUACCAGCAACUCGCCUCGGCGUUUGUUGCUGGUCACUUCAUCGAGUGCUCGACAUACGUGACCGGUGGCAACUUUACCGGCUUCAAAGACUUGCCUGGUGAAUCGACAAAUCUCGCCUUUCCCAUCGUCGAGAUGCAAAGCAAUGGUGACUUCUGUGUCACCAAGCAGAAGGAUCGCGAUGGAUUAGUCACUGUCGAUACCUGCAAGGCGCAGCUCCUUUACGAGAUCCAGGGCCCUCUGUAUUACAACUCCGACGUAGUAGCCAAGCUUGACAAUAUAAAGUUGGAACAAGUUGCAAAGGACAAAGUAUUCGUACACAACGUGGGCGGUCUCAAGCCGCCUCCCACUACAAAGGUCGGAAUUACCGCCAAAGGCGGUUACCAAGCCGAAGCACAUUACUUCCUUUGCGGUUUAGAUAUUGAGGAAAAGGCCGCGCUGCUUGAGAGGCAAGUCCGAGCUAUGCUCGAUGAGUCCAAGUUCCACUGCCUCAAGUUUCGCGUCAACGGUCGAUGUCCCGAGAACCCAAGGAGCCAAGAUGCUGCUACUGUUGACCUGCGCAUCUUUGCCCAGUCACGAACCGAACAGGCGCUCUCUACUGCAAACUUCUUGCGCCCGGUAACAGAUAUCAUCAUGCAAUCGUACCCUGGUGCGACAUUUGCAGUGGAUGCCCGACAAGCGGUACCUAAGCCAUACUACGAAUACUUUGUUGCGCUCCUCCCGCAGAAAGACAUUACACACGUCGCUCAUAUUCCUGAAAAGGGACUGGAGAUUCCAAUCGCAGCACCUAACGACACUCAGGACUUUUUAUACGAGCAGUCAACAUAUGAGACCGCGUCUCCCGUCGAUUUGUCUACUUUUGGACCUACCACGAGGGCUCCCCUUGGCUACAUCGUCCAUGCUCGCUCAGGCGACAAAGGAUCAGAUGCCAACGUCGGAUUCUUCGUUAGAAACACUGACGAAUGGGAUUGGCUCCGAAGUGUCCUCACCGUAAACAAGAUUCGAGAGCUGUUGGGUGACGACGACACUGGUAAACCAAUCUUCCGUUUUGAACUCCCAAACAUAUCAGGCAUGUGCCCUUGCUAA